AUGGGCGUUGACGCCGUUGAGGUGUCACUUGCUGUCGUACAUUUGUAUCUAGGAUUGCUGAACCAGUUGGAUUGGAAUGUUGGUGCGCGAAUAGAAGGCGCCUUCCCUGAAGAAGAGCUAUAUCUCGUGGAUGUCGCGUGGUAUGAAAUCAGGGUUAAGCGACGUGGAUCAGAAAGGAUCUGCAUGGACCUCUCGCCUGAAUCCCUGCCUCCUGGUAUCAAUUCUGGGUGGGAGCCACUGGGAGAACUGACAAAUCCAUGGGCCCAGCUGACGAGGACGAUGCAGCAGAAAAGGACCUCGUUUCUCAAAGUCUGCGCCGCCGACCUAUUAUUAGCUGUAUUGGAUGUGGGUUCUCCCGCCACGAAAUGGACGCUGACGAUGGCGGGACCGGCUACUUAG
Molecule: messenger RNA, 399 nt
Organism: Cyclocybe aegerita
Lineage: Eukaryota; Fungi; Basidiomycota; Agaricomycetes; Agaricales; Hemipholiotaceae
Source: the annotation of a GenBank genome assembly